Messenger RNA from Oncorhynchus keta (chum salmon), 3461 nucleotides. RefSeq names its product phosphatidylinositol 3-kinase regulatory subunit gamma. Bases 586 to 2841 code for a protein of 751 amino acids. Lineage: Eukaryota; Metazoa; Chordata; Actinopteri; Salmoniformes; Salmonidae. Gene Ontology annotation, molecular function: protein binding; 1-phosphatidylinositol-3-kinase regulator activity. Gene Ontology annotation, cellular component: phosphatidylinositol 3-kinase complex. The record is from RefSeq and is a predicted model, not a curated record. Gene Ontology annotation, biological process: insulin receptor signaling pathway; phosphatidylinositol phosphate biosynthetic process. The transcript is spliced from 17 exons.
ACAUCAACACGCGCUGCUCUACUCCCUAGGUCUGGCUCGAGGUCUGGACCAGGCGAGCGUCAUUAUAUCGGACCAUAUGGACGUCUGCUUUUAUAUCCUGUAUUUUAAUAAACAAGUCGCACAAAUUGGAUAACGAAUAGAAGGCACGGAUAGAAGGCAAGAGCAUCGAAAGAGAGGCAAGUUUGUUCUGCAUUUUCGCAGAGUAGGCAACCACUCGAGUUUCAGCAUGCUGCUCUGAAGUUCCCAUUCGCCAAGUCUCGUUUUGUAGGGCUGGCUGGGAGAGAGAGGGCUGUCUGAGAGUAUGCUGGACUGGAUGCCUCGGCCUGUCAGCUCUGCAGUGGAUUCAUAUGAUUCAGUGCAUGGUGCAGUUUCUCACCUGAUGCUGAAGGGAUCCUUCCAAUGUUGACUCUUUGAUCUUCCCUUCAACCCAAGGGCUUCUAAAUGACUAGACUACAGAGGGGAGUGCUUAAGUAUUAGGCCUCGCUGAGGCAUUGGAUUGAAGUUUGCAAAGUAAAAACAGCAGACGUGAGUGAGUGGCACAGGAGAUCUCAGUUGGAGCCUGCCUGAAAACCCAUCUAUGAGCCUAUGACUGUGGCCAUGACAGCCUCCGACAGCAGCUUCCAGUACCGUGCGCUCUUUGAGUACAAACGGGAACGUGGUGAUGACAUCAGCCUCCAGCCGGGGGACGUCCUGACGGUCCUGAAAGCCUCCCUAAAGGACUACCAGGAAGGGGAUGAGCGCAGCCCCAAGGGAUGGCUGCACGGCACCAACGAGCGGACCAAGGAGAAGGGCGACUUUCCUGGGACGUUUGUGGAGUAUGCAGGGGUGGUGAGGCAGGUGCUGCCUGUGGUCAAGCCCUGGCCCAGGCCCGUACCCCCAACCCCUGGGGGAACACAGAGCAGUGUCGGGCCCGGGCCCCAGCCUCCAGGGGCCACUGCAGCAGGAGGUGGGGGGCCAAGGGAGGCCCCAGAGGUGUGUGCUCUGCCCGAACAGGCUCCUGUGGCGCUACACAGGCUGAUAGAAGCUCUGGAGAGACAAGGCUUGGAGAGUGAGCCACUGUACCGGACGCCCCCAGCCUCCACCGGACCCCCAGAACUGAGACAGGCUCUUGACACAGACCCAGUCUCAGUGGAUGUGGACCAGUAUGAAGUGGCAGUGUUGUCUGAUACUCUGAGGGGUUUCCUCCAGGACCUGCCCUCCCCCAUCAUCCCAGCUGUGGUCUACAGUGAACUGGUCUACACUGCCCAAGAAACUCAGAGCAUGGAGGACUGUGGCGAGAAGCUGAAGAGGAUCCUGGAGUCCCCCAGCGUGCCCCAGGCCAACCACCAGCUCCUGGUGCACCUCACCAGACACCUGGUCAAGGUGGCCCAGAGUGAAGCUCAGAACCAGGCCAGCCCCAGGCUUCUAGGCCAGGUCUUCAGUGAGACCAUCUUCAAACACUCCCACUUCAGUGCGGACGUAAACCCAGAGCACCAUGUGAAGAUCAUGGAGGCCCUGAUUGCAGCCGGGGGACUGGUGGAAAUGCAGGCAGCCCCAGCUCUUCCUCCCAAGCCGGCCAAGCCCAUGACUCCAGUGAGCAGCAGCAAUGGUGUGAAGGAGGGGGCUGGGGGGUCGCUACAGGAAGCAGAAUGGUACUGGGGAGACAUAUCAAGGGAAGAGGUGAAUGAUAAGCUGAGAGACAUGCCUGAUGGGACCUUCUUGGUUCGGGAUGCCUCCACUAAAAUGCAGGGCGACUACACACUAACACUGAGGAAAGGGGGCAACAACAAGUUGAUCAAGAUCUACCACCGGGAUGGGAAGUACGGUUUCUCCGACCCCCUGACGUUUGGUUCUGUGGUGGAGCUGAUUAGUCACUACAGACAUGAGUCUCUGGCCCAGUACAACACCAAGCUAGACGUCAAGCUCAUGUACCCCAUCUCACGCUACCAGCAGGAUCAGCUGGUGAAAGAGGACAACAUUGACGCGGUGGGGAAGAAACUCCAGGAGUACCACAAUCAAUACCAGGAGAAGAGCAAGGAGUACGACCGGCUUUAUGAGGAAUACACCAAGACCUCACAGGAGAUUCAGAUGAAGCGGACGGCCAUUGAGGCCUUCAACGAGACCAUCAAGAUCUUCGAGGAGCAGUGUCACACGCAGGAGCGCUACAGCAAAGAGUACAUUGAGCGCUUCCGCCGGGAGGGCAACGACAAGGAGAUCGAGAGGAUCAUGAUGAACUAUGAGAAGCUUAAGUCUCGUCUAGGGGAGAUCCACGAGAGUAAGAUUCGUCUGGAGCAGGACCUGAAGACCCAGGCACUGGACAACCGAGAGACGGACAAGAAGAUGAACAGCCUCAAACCUGACCUCAUCCAGCUCCGCAAGAUCAGGGACCAGUACCUUGUCUGGCUCAAUCACAAAGGAGUACGACAGAAACGAAUUAACGACUGGCUGGGGAUCAAGAACGAGAACACAGAUGAAGGGUACUUUGUGAGUACGGAGGAGGAUGAAAACCUGCCCCACUAUGAUGAGAAGAGCUGGUUUGUAGGAGACCUGAACAGAAUCCAGUCUGAAGACCUUCUACUAGGCAAACCUGACGGAGCCUUCCUCAUCAGGGAGAGCAGCAAGAAGGGCUGCUACGCAUGCUCCGUAGUUGUGGAGGGCGAGGUUAAGCACUGUGUGAUUUACAGCACGCAGAGGGGCUACGGCUUCGCUGAGCCUUACAACCUGUACAGCUCUCUGAAAGACCUGGUCCUGCACUACCACCAGACCUCCCUUGUCCAGCACAACGACUCGCUCAAUGUGCGCCUGGCCUACCCUGUCUACGCACAGAUGCCCUCAUCCUCCGGCCCUGCCCCACGGAGAUGAGCACCCCCCCCCACCCAGCCCCAGGAUGGAUGAGGGGACAGGGGGUGGGGGGGUAACUAUUACCCAGAACCUGAGAAAAUACCUGAGAUGUGGGGAAAAGUGGGAAACACUUGCUGCGACACACACUUCAGCCACCUUGGAGUUAUAUAUAUUUUUACUAGAACAAUUGGAGGGCAUUCUUUCUAAAGACUGCUUGAUUUGCACAAGGACGUUUUAAAUGUUUGUGAAUGUGAAAAAACUGAAGGAAAAGAGAAGAGCCGAGUUUUAGGUGACCCUGCUGCAACCUAAACUCCAGCCAGGGCUCUUUUACAGAUUUAACGACAACAUGAAGACGCUCAAUUUUAAGGCUUUGUUUCCUGUCGUCCGUCUGUCGCCCCAAUUUUUUUUAAAUUUUUAUUUUAUUUCUUACCUUUCUCUCUUCUGGUUUUGUUCUCUUUCUUUUUUUUAUCUGGACAAUUUAUUUUGUUCACCGCUUGUUUGCUAAAUGCAAGAGAUGAUGAUUAUAAUGAUGUCGAGUGUAUGUUCUCUGUUCCCUUUCCGAAUCAGAAGCAAAAAUAAUGUAGCAUAACAGACAAAAGACGCUUGUUCAGUGUCCCUCCAUAUAGACUGCUGCUGAAGGG